Messenger RNA from Eimeria acervulina, 2697 nucleotides. RefSeq lists its product as hypothetical. Lineage: Eukaryota; Apicomplexa; Conoidasida; Eucoccidiorida; Eimeriidae. The coding region runs from base 1 to 2697 and encodes 898 amino acids. The transcript has a single exon. The record is from RefSeq and is a predicted model, not a curated record.
AUGGGGCGCGCAACUCACGCCUCCUGCACUGUCGCUAUAGCUGCGAUGACAGCUCUCGUGCAUCUUUCUUUGCUGCCUGCUUUUGCUGUUUCCUCCGGCAUAAAGCCCAUUAUUGGAAUGGAAGGCAGCUCACGUAGCUCUCUCUUUGAGGAGCAGCAGCUCACCCGUGCUGCGCCCUCCGAAGGAGCAAGCCUCGCGGCUUCUUCUUAUUUGUUGCCGCAGGCUGUAAGGCGUCGGAGGACAACCACUGCAAUCUUCCCCGCCUUGACGAACUUGGCUUUGUUGCUUUCUGUCGCGGCCAUAGUAUUUCUAGCGAUCAGGUGCUCCCGAAUCGUGCAAAACUCCCUGCACUCCUCCUCCGGGGGGUCGCUCAGUCGCUCCCUCGCUGCUGAAGAUUCGGUUUGUGCGGCAGGAGGCGAUUCAGAGGCCUCUGGCUCUUCUAGUGGGGAAAGUUUGGAUAUUGCUGGGGCAGGGGCGGCCGCUGCCGGUACAACAAGAGGGCGUCGCCGUGACCAUCCACUGACGAAACAGGCGCAAAUUUUGACUCUUUCAGAUGGGGAUAAGAAGGGGAUGACAGAAGAGGAAAUGAAGUUGGUUGAUGAAGCUCUCAAGGUCCUGCUGGGUAGCAGGGAAAAGGUUGAGUCGCGCAGGAGGCGGAAAGAAGAGGCGCUGAAGCUAUUGAAGGAAGCAGAAGGGGAAGCAGGAAGUCUAGGGGAGUCUACGACGCGUCAUUCUGCGGACAUUGUCGUGCAAGAGGCUGUGAAUUGGCUUUUGGGGACUCGGCAGAAGGACUACAUAAAGGCAUCCCAGUCGGCCACGCAGGCGGAGGAGGAAUUAGCUGGCAUGCAGUUUACUGUGCCGCAGGAUAGAGCAGCGCUUAUUAUCCUUGGAGAGUCAUUUGGGGGGCGUAACAUUAGCCCUUUAGGCGCUCGGGCGGUUGCUGCGGCGAGGAGUGUGCUAGGGAUGAACAGCCGCAAGGGGGAAUCGCCUUCCCUAACGGAUGUGGAUGUGGGGAGAGCUAUGCAGUUAUGCUUGUGGUAUCAGGCGUUGUUGGGGGCCCAGGAGGCUCGGCAUAGACGGGGGGGGGGCCACCGAAAUCCAGAUCCUUCGGUGAUGGAUCUCCUCAAAAAGGUCAGCGUCUUGACUGAGAUGCUAGGCAACAGUGGCAUGUCCACGGCGGCGGAAAUGUUGGCACAAGCUCAAGAGAGCGCGCAGGCGGCCUUAUGGAGCGCCUUCUGGCCCGGAGGGGAGCCAGUAAAAGCAGGAGGAGAUGCAGCGAAAAAGAGAAGGCCCACGCUUCGAAAGGCCGUCUCCUUAACGACACCUUCCCCACCACCUGGCCCCCCCCCAAGGUCCUUCUCCGCCCGUGCGGUGGGUGAGAAUCCGCACGUGGGUCCAAAGAACGGGACGAGACGGCCUGUUGCGGUCCCGGUGGGCGGACAGUCUAUUCACUUCUCGGGGCCCGCUGGUACUGGAGGGGGCACUGACCGGCGGGGGCGGCCCGCGGCAGAGGAAGCAAAAGCACAGACUGCCGUCCCUCCCCUCCCUCCGAAGCGUGGUGCGAAGAAGACAGAGGAGAGGGGAAAGGCAGCGGGGUUGCAGGAAGGCCAGGGGCGUUUGCCUGGCGCAGCAGCAGAAGGCAGAACCAUCCCUCCUCCCAUUCCUCCCAAAGGUGCGGAAAAGCCAAGCAAGCAGCGAGGCAAGGCGGGGGAGCAGCCAAGCCAGGCGAGUUCGCCCGACACGCCAGCAGCCUCAGCAGCAUCAGCAGCGGCAGCAGACGUUACUGAUGGUGGCAUGGAUGGUACUGCUCGGGCUGAAGGAUUCGUGGAUAGCGGGCAUAGGGAGGCCGUGAAGUUGUUAGACGCCACAAUGGGGUCGAUAGUUGACCAUAUUGACUUCCAGACGACUAAUCUGCUAGGGUUGUGCGCGGGAGGCACGAGUGAAAGUAACUUGGGGAGAGCAGAUACUGCGCUGCGGCGAGCAGGGCUGCUUUUAGGAUCGGCGAGAUCGAUCCGCCCGCACCAGGCUUUGAGCACCGGCAUGAAGGAUUCCUUCUUUGAUGCUGUACGAAGGCUUUCCGAUGCUUGUGGCGCUGCGCUGGGGCUGUUGGGAGAUACUUGGAGAAAGAGGAUGGACGACCACGCCAGACAACUUCGCAAAAAGAUGGAGGAGUUGGAGGACAUGCUGAGAGGGCCCACCCCCGUGAAUCCUCCAGCCUCAGAUGAUCCUCUCCUUUUGAAGAUCUUGGAAGUACAUACAGGUUCCCAAGCGGCAUCGAGACAUGCCACGAAUGCACAGCGUGUUUGCUCCGCGGUUACAGAGGUGCCGCAGAGAGUUAGUGAGGGACUUUCAGGCCUACAGCAACAGGCGGAGAGUGCCCAAGAAGCUGCCAAGCAAGCUGGAGAUACCUGCGCCCACCGAUGGAUUGGUUGGCUUAUACAAGGGGGGCAUGAGUUCGAUAAUUCUCCGCGAACUCGCGGGUCUACUGAAGAGUGGGAGGAGGGACGCAGAAAGCAACUCGGUUCCCUCCUCGACCGCGCAGACGAAGUAGGACGACUGCUUUACGGCGUCUGCGGCUCCUCCGCCUCGGUUACGGUGCUGUUUGAAGUCGUGGGUCAAGGCAGGGACAAAGUGACUAACUGCGGAAAGGAGGAUGGGGGGGGGGAGGGGGAGGAGGCGCAAAAGCAACAGCAGUAG